AUGCCUGAGCUUUACCCCCAGAACGGCACCUAUAUCAUCUACAAUCGUGUUCAAAGUCCUCAAGGCCAACAACUUGCCUUGACGUUCAACGGCGACCGCCAGGACAUUACUGGCACACCACUCGAUGCUAGCAACACCAAGCAGCACUGGGUUCUUCGGCGAUAUGGCCCCGACAGAUUUGGCGGCUCUGUUUAUGAGCUCAAGCCCGUCGACAACCAGAAUCUUGAGGCUGGAGGCUCUAACAAGGGGACUAUCAUCACUCUGCCGUUGGCGCCUAUAAUCAAGAACGGAAACAGACAAUAUCCGUGGACCUUCAGCCCUGCUUCGGAUGGGUCUCCCGUUACUUCGGUCAGUGAUUCUGUCGACGAGAAGCAGCGCUGGUGGUUCCGACCCGUUUGA
Molecule: messenger RNA, 399 nt
Organism: Rhizoctonia solani
Lineage: Eukaryota; Fungi; Basidiomycota; Agaricomycetes; Cantharellales; Ceratobasidiaceae
Exons: 4
Coding region: 1-399 (132 amino acids)
Source: RefSeq, a predicted model, not a curated record